AAACAGUUCAAUGAAAAAGGUUAAUGUAGAAGAGUACAGUUAUUUUGAGGUACAUACAAUCAUUCAUAAAUUCGUUCAGCUAUCUCAUUUAUAUCAACUUUCAUCAUACAAGAGGAAAUUAUUAACGGACUGCAGACGGAUCAGUUUGUUAUCGCAAAAUAUUUCUCCCGCUUCCGGUUUUCAUCUUAUUACUUAUUUAUAAGACUUUGCAACACACAGUCAUUAGAGUCGAGCCAAGUUGACUACCGUAACGUAAGACACGCGACAUUAAAUCGCGUUAAACAUAAAUCGAACGGUAACAGAUUACGUGUUUUAACUUUUUCGAGCAAUCUUGACGCAGUCGCAUGAGUUAACAGGAUUCAGACAGGCGCGCACGCGAUCUUGCUUGCAUCGACGUCGUCGAGGAUCCAAUUAGGCUGUCUCAUCUCGCCGGAGAGUCGAUGCUAGACGAGAACACGCAGCAUGGAAAGCACGGAGCAACCGAGUAACGAGCAGAAACCAAAGGACAGGUUAGUCGGUCUGCUAGAUCACAUCGAGGCCCAUGUAGAGCAGCUGCGAAAGGAUGCCGCCAGGCUUAUGGAAGAAAAGGAUGGUCUGUUGACGACCUUGGACACCCUUAGGAAUAACGACUUGCUGAUCUCCCUGGAGGAACCUGAUAGAGAUGAUAUCUUAAGGUACGCAGAUAGAUUGUCCAUGCGCUGUUCCACUGUAGAUGUAUUAGUCACAGUCCAACGAGAUCAUGUUCAAGAGGAAGCAUUACAUCAGGUUAAUGGUUUGAUCGACAGCUUGGUCAUAAGCUUGCGACAAGAUCCAAAUGGCACUCGACAGCGAUGUGCAGAAUUUAUGAAUGCAUGCUCCUCCCAUAGCAUAGGACAUUCCGAUAAGAUCUUUGAGACCGCUAUUCUUGGAUGCACAUUAGACGAUCAAAAGCGAGUGAAGAAAAGAUUGCAGGGAUUGCUCGAUUAUAUCGAUAAGAUGCACAUCUUGGAGAUGACACAGUAAAUAACACUUAGAGAUUGUUCAGCAAAUAUUGAAUUUGCCUGAUUUUCCAUACGAGUUCCGAAUGGCGAAUCUUUUUGACGGUCUAGCGCUGUUGUGGACAGCGAAUUAAGAGACAGUUGAGAAAGAGAUAUUCUGUAACACCUUUUCUGCACGGCUGAGUUUCCAUUUUCCUUCCACUUUGCAAAUAGCUACUUAAAAAUGGAACACUUGGCUGUGUACAGAACACACUAUGUGUGAUUGAUUGGAUUUAAUCUUAUAGUGAUGCGAUAUUGAUUCUCAGCGUUUAUACAAUUCCUAAGCAUAUUUUAAGACACUUGGCAUUUCGGCAAUUUUAGAAAAAAAAAGUUA
Molecule: messenger RNA, 1350 nt
Organism: Cyphomyrmex costatus
Lineage: Eukaryota; Metazoa; Arthropoda; Insecta; Hymenoptera; Formicidae
Product: BAG family molecular chaperone regulator 2
Exons: 4
Coding region: 463-1002 (179 amino acids)
Biological process (GO): protein stabilization
Molecular function (GO): protein-folding chaperone binding; adenyl-nucleotide exchange factor activity
Source: RefSeq, a predicted model, not a curated record